This is a messenger RNA of Anopheles coustani, 4969 nucleotides long. RefSeq lists its product as uncharacterized. The transcript has 7 exons. The coding region runs from base 652 to 3786 and encodes 1044 amino acids. Gene Ontology annotation, molecular function: 3',5'-cyclic-AMP phosphodiesterase activity. NCBI's taxonomy places the organism in Eukaryota, Metazoa, Arthropoda, Insecta, Diptera, Culicidae. The record is from RefSeq and is a predicted model, not a curated record.
GUUUGCUUUGAUCGCUAGAACCGAAAAAGGGGAAGGUCGAUUGAUUGGACCAUGAAUGAAUGCGCGCCAGAAUGAAUCGGUAGAUUGAAUGAAACCGUGCGGCCAUCUUGAACUCCAUUCGUUGGUCCUGUCCGAGUACAGGAAAUUGUGUCGAGCCCGGAAGGAGCAUAAUUGGUUCCAUUAUACAACAACUGCAGCAUAGUUGUUCGACCUUUCCGUAAGGUGGUGAGAAAGAGUGAGUUCCGGAACUCGAGACAUUCAUCCUCCACCGUACCGUGCCCAUUACCAUCGGCGUCCUGUGUGCGUGUGUGUUGUGUGUGUGCGAGGAGCACCGGAGGGGUGAGUGAGACGCGGGAACCGACGGAAAGGCAGCCAACCCGGAAAAAAGCCGUCAAGGUGGCCGCGACGAAGAGAUCCCGCGGGACCUCGGCGUCCGAAGGUCGCCUGGCAACGACGGCAACAACGGCGGCGUCGGUGGAACACACUAGCGCCACGACGGGCGGCGCCGGCGACAGCAGCACCAUCAACAACACCGGCCCCGUCGGUCCCUCCUCCUCCUCCACCGCCACCGCAGGCCCCGCUCCGGUCGAUCCUUCCGGCGGUAGCCUUCGGUCCUCGCAGCACUCCCGCCAAGGAUCGGUCGAUGGCGUGAUGCAACGAUGCGGCCUCUGCUCCAUCAUCUCGAGUCUGCUGCGGCGCGCCAUGUGCGUCGGGUCGCGGCGUGGUAGCGGGGAAUCGUACUACCAGGAGCUAGCGGAAACCAAUGUACGUCAAUGCGUUAAAUAUAAUGAAUCUGCUACCAUCGCGGACGUCGCCACGAUGGAAACGACGGACAGUUCGAGCUACAAACGACUGAUAUCAACCACAUCCAGCAACGUUCCACCGGUUGCGGCCGGGACGACGCAAGUGACGAUCACCACCGCAACACCCACGGCCGACAUGCUGAUGCACGAUCCGGACGACGACGAGCGGCGCAGCCGAAGCAACAGUCUGAACGGUGCCCGUGGCGCCUCCCUGCGACGAAUCUCCGAGCACGAUCGGCCCCUCUUCGAGGCGCUGCUGGCGGAAGAGCGGGGCGAACUGCCCCGGCGGCGGCACGCCUGUACCGGCCGCUUCCUCACCAUGCACAAGCGCCGCAGGAAGAAGCUGCUGACGCGCAGCCUCGCCCUCGACCAGGCCAUCCUGGACGAUGUGCUGCACGGGCAGGUGCAGUGCAUUCUCGAUCGCGUGAACCACUGGCGCUUCAAUGCGUUCACCCUGGAGACCGUUACCGGUGGACGCUCACUGCCGGUGUUAUGUGUUCAUCUGUUCCACUGGUACGGCCUUCUGGACCACUUCAACCUAGACGUAGUUAGAGUAUGGAAAUUGUUUAGCUUAAUCGAGGAAGGCUACCACAGCACGAACCCGUACCACAACUCGAUCCACGCGACGGACGUGACGCAAGCGAUGCACUGCUUCCUGCAGGAGAAGCGCAUCCUGGAGAAUUUGAGCCCGCUCGAGAUCAUGGCGUCGCUGAUCGGCGCGGUGACGCACGAUCUCGACCACCCGGGCGUCAACCAGCCGUUCCUGAUAGCGACCUCCAACCACCUGGCGGCGCUGUACGAGAACACGUCGGUGCUGGAGAACCACCACUGGCGGUCGGCGAUCGGGUGUCUGCUCGAGAGCGGCGUCGCCGAGCAGGUGCACGACAUCCGGCCGGAGCUGGAGAAACAGAUUAGCUCUCUAAUACUGGCGACCGACAUCACGCGGCAGCAGGAGUUCAUCGGCAGGUUCCGCGACUACCUGAGCCGCGAUGCGCUCGACAUGCGCGACACCGCCCACCGCCACUUCAUACUGCAGAUUUCGCUCAAGUGCGCCGACAUCUCGAACCCGUGCCGGCCGUGGGACAUCAGCAAGAAGUGGAGCAUGAAGGUGUGCGAGGAGUUCUUCCGGCAGGGUGAUUACGAGCGUCAGCUGAACCUACCGGUGACGUCGCUGUGCGACCGCCAGACGACGACGGUGCCGAAGAUCCAGACCGGGUUCUUCAAGUUCGUCGUCACGCCGCUGAUGGACGAGUGGCACCGGUUUCUCCGGACCGAUCUGUCCUACUCGAUGAUGCACCACCUGAAGUACAACCAGACGCAGUGGGAGAGCAAGCUGCAGGCGGAGAUCAACGAGGAGACGCGCACCGAAAUCUCCGACGCCGAGCUGCUCGACGACGAGGAUAUCGACGAGAACGGUGGCCACGGUGGUGACGACGACGAGUGCGACGCGGCGCUUCAGCUGGCCGACCUUUCCGACAGCUCGGAGGUGCUCCUCCCGGCCAUGGCAAUGUCGAAGCUCGGCCGCCGCAGCUCGCUGCAGGUUGCCGCUUCCAACCACGGGUUUGGCGGUAGGGCACGGAACGAUCGGCGCCUGUCCGUACCGGCCACGCACUGCAUCCCGAGGAUAAUUCUCCCGGCGAAGGAACCAUCGUCGGGCAGUGGGCGGGGCGCGAGUGGCGGCGAAUACAGCCUGCCGCACGAAUCGAUUCAGGAGAGUGACGAGCACCGGUUCGACAACGACUCCCUGUCGAUCUUCUCCUCCGACAGCGACAGUCUUCACCGGGGAGCCCGUGGUUCCUCGACCGGAAGCACCGCCGACCGGGAGCGACCGCUGAGUGCCGAAAAUCUCCUGCCCGACUGCAGCAUCGCGUCGAUGACGGACGGAGCGUGCGGGGAUCGCAUCAAUCUCGUUAUGCACGGCGCGGCCAGCAUGGGCAACACGGCCAACCUGCUCUCGGUCGGUACCUCGAAGCAUCUGAUCCGGCAGCAAACGUUCCCACCGCUGCAGCCGUACGUCCGCACGCGCUACAUGUCCUCGCAGGCGGAACUCGGCGCCUGCCCGGAGGCGCUGCUCGAGUCGUCGAGUAGCAACUCGAGCAGCAGCUUGACCGCGCGCGCCCACCACUCGGACACGGUGGCGGCGCUCGGCUCGGGGGUGGAAUCUCGUGGACGCAUCCUUUCGUCGGCCUCCCGGAAGGAGAGUGGCAAGCGGGAACAGCAGCGGGACGAGGCGACCGGUUCGUCGCAGGCGGACGCUGGUGCGAACGGUGGCAAAAUCAAGGUGCCAAAGCUGUCCCUCGGCCAGAAGGAGAACCUCGAUCCGGUGAUGCUGAAGCGCAGUCUCAGCAGGCGGCGCGGGUCAGCCCCGGUGACCGUGGCAUUACCACCGAAGCAAUCGGCCACGGCAGGGUCGACCGGAGAUUCCAGUACCGCCACGGCCGCCGGAACCGCCGGUGGCAUCGCGGGUGAGCCGGCGAAAUCGUUCGUCAUCAAAACGUGCGAUCUGAUGCGUCGAGGAUCGAUGCCGGUCGAUGUUCUUUUCCAUACCAGAGAUCUUCCAGCGCCACAGGGCACGACCGGGGGUAAUGGCGGAAACAGCUCCGUCCACCCGGUUGCCACCCUGCCGAACAGCCUGAUGGGACCACCGAGCAGCAUCCAGCGCCGUGGAUCGGUGCCCUGCGACAGCAGCAACGUGUCCCUGCGCAGCAGUUUCAGCAUCAAGCGCCGCAGCACGAAAAAAGCGAUCCGUCGACGGUCGUCCGGCGGGGCCGAAAUCCUCAGUCCGAUCCUCUCGGAAGACGCCGGUGCGGACGGUGGCAACGGAGGCGGUGGUUCCUCAUCGUCUUCCGCCUGGUACCGGAUCAAGCGCGAUGCCAACUCGGGCCACCGGCGCAGCGAUAACGAAAGUCUGCUGUCUCGGCGUCGUGGUUCCCUGCCGGUAGAGGUCCUCGCAAUCGGUUACUCGGGAACCCUGCGCCACUAGAGCCAAUUCGAAUUUGUGUUUGUCCGCAUCCAUUCCAUCAACGGCCGGGUACCGAAAUGGCAGACCCCGUAAGAAAGACCAAACUCCCAGCUUCAGCGAGAACGGGCCAAAGGGCUCGCCCUUUGUGGAGAAAAAAUUAUGCCUCCCAACCGUACGGCAGCAACUGUUGUGGAAAGAUGAUGUCCAGAGUGAGGAGAAGGAGAAAAACUAAACCCCUUUUGCUCAUUGCCCUACCACCGAUGCUUCCCGCCUAUGUUUGAAUGUAAUAAACGGAACUGAACAAAAAAUUAAUUUAAAAACGGCAACAAAACUAAGCGCACUCGCAAAAUGAUGCGGCGAUGGUGCAAACAAAAAAAAAACACACAAACAAAAAUACACGAAAAACAGGUGUGAAUGAAAGACCUUUUAUUGUAGUGCGUUUGCGCUAGUAACAAAACACCGUAGAUUACAAUUGAGAGUGGGAGAGAGCUAAACAUCGGAAAAUGAAAGAUAUCGUAUAAAAUAUUAAAAAAACAUCCAACCGUUGAUAAGUGUGCAUUGGUGUUGUAGCAUGUAGUGUUAGGAGGGAGAAGUAAAUCUAAAACAACACAACACAAUAACACACAAACAAAGACACAGUGGUAGAGGAGUAGGAAAAUAUGUCCCUCUAGUUAGAAAGAAACGGUGCUUAAAACAUGAUGAACCCGAAGGAAACUGGCACCACUAGCGACUAGCGCAAAUUACGGGGUGCAUUACAUUAUUAUUAUUAUUACUUUUAUGAUUAUAUAGGUGGCUAUAGGCUAGACGAACGAAAGGCGGACGAUCCACGGAUGUGGUUUUAGUUUGAAGAACAAAGAAAAAAACACACACACAGAACUAUACAUACAAACUUCGCGAGUAAGUGCCAUCUCGCGAGGCGAAAUCAUUCGAUUUGGAGGGCGCAAACCCAAUUGGAGAGCUUAUUAUAAAAAGAAAAAUCUUUAACACGAUAGAAAACAAACAAACAAACAAGAAAAACCAAAGGCGCGCGCGUAGCACAUCAACCCCAUCCGACCACCGUCGUACCACUUUCAUCCACUUUAGCUACUUAUAUACAACUGGAUCUUUGCGGAGAACUUUUCGGAGCAACAAAAAAAAUAAGCAACCGACAACCUUUCAUACCCGGAACCGGAUUUCCGGAUUAGGAACAAUAUUUAUAGUACAC